UUUUAGUUUUGUAGAUGUUAAAUAAUGAAUUAUUAGUUAAACAAUGUUCCAGAGAGUUAAAAAACCAAUGACUGACAAAAAUCAUCAGUUUACAGGAUAGCAGAUUAAACAACAACAGCUUGCUAAAACGCCAAAAUUGUCUCUGCUUGUGAGAUUAAAAAACUGGCUAAAAUGGAUUAAAACUAAUAAGGCCAACUGGAGUUGGCACAGAACAAGCUUGCUGAAGUCACAGAUCAAAUUUCUACCAUGUUUCAAACUAACUCCCCCAAAAUGUGCACAUGUGAUCCAUGAGGUAGCGUUAAACAAAACUGUGCAUGCCUGAGGAUGUCCCAGACCUAUUUCCUGCCAUCGAUCACCUACUAAUCCCAGAGGCCACCCACUAGACCUUUUCUAAUAAAAUGACUGCAUGAAAGCCAGCACACAGGACAGAUUUGAGCUGGACUCCUAGCUCCUUGUUGGUUAAUUUACAAUAAAAAUCUUUUCUCAAAAACCCAAAUUGGGCAGUGAGCUUCUUUUCCUUGAUGACAUUAGUUUUAAUCAUUUGAGACAGUCCCUCUGAUUGGAAAUAGUAAAGGUGGACUUCGAAACAAAAUAUGUAAUGUUCAACAUUCACAAAAUGAAAUAAGUAUAAAGGAUAUGUAAGUUUCAUAUCUGGGUUAAUGUAAGGCAAAAACAUUCUGUAGAUAAUAUGGAUUUGAGGACAUAUGUGAUCCUGAGAGUAGCAAAGCCUGGGUACAACAAAUAUUCCAGGCAGUGUUUCAGGCUUUCAAGGCAGUGUAGUUGGUGGGAUCCAAGUUAAGGGCUCCAAACAGUAAAGGGGGACUCAGAUAAUACCUGGUUUACUGUUAGAACCAAUGGAAAAUUCCACUAAGGUAAGUAUAUGACAUGAAGAAAGGAUGGAGUUGGGAAAUGGAGUGGCAGGGUAGGACAGAGGGACCUAGAGGGCCCAGGAGGGGUGGAGUCAGCUAGGCUGGUAAAAGGCAGGGCUGUGGACACACCUUUCUCUUGUUGCUACCCCCACCCUCAGAAACCCUCUGUGACUCUUCCAUGCUCUGUGAUGCAGGCCUGGGCCUAUCGUUGAGACUGGGCACCCACAACACUCAGUUACCUUCAGAAGUCAUGCUAUUCAAAGCAUGGAGAAUAUCCUCUGUUUUCUAAACAGCUAUACUGACACAGGGCUGAGCCCUGACUCACCUUGCUUGAUGGAUAUUGACCACAACUGCAUCUACUUGAGUGGGUUGGGGUUGUUUAUGCUGUACUUUUUCUAUGUGGUAUCGAUGCUGUGUUUGUCAACCCGUGGGAAAAAUCAUGACAUCCAAAAGGUAAGGGACUGUGGGAGAGCCAGGAGGAGAAGGAAAGGUGGGACAUUUAAAGACCGGAAAAGUUUCCAGAGGGAAGCAGAAGAGGAAAGGAAGCUGCUUUCUAUUCUGAAAAGCUUUGGACCUCCUGCUUCCUGCAGUCCCCUGGACCAGCAUCAUGAUACCAUCCGCUUUCGUCGACUAUUAUGCCCAGAUCCUGUCUGUCAGGUGUGUAACAGAGCAACUGCUGAUAUCCAGCGACUGCUGUCUCGGGAGUCCCUGAAAGAUGCUGCUCCCUCGGUAUCCCCUUUGGCUUCUGCAGCUUCUGUGACUGAGUCGUCGUUCACUCUGUCUUGCCCCUCAGCAAUUCCUCCAGAAGACCUAAUAUUGUCUCCUUGGCCUAAGCCCUCUCUAUCAUCCUCCUUAAUUCUCUCACAUGACCCGAUCACCCCCUUAGCUGACUUAUUUUCACCCUCACCUCUGAGGCACCCUCUGCCACCACAGCCUGUUUCUCCCCUGGAUUCCAAGUUUCUCUUGGACCAUUCCCCACCCCUACAGCUUCCCUCUCCCCUUCUCCCACCACAUCACAUUCAGCGAGUGGAGCCCAAUCUUCAUCCUGAGGCCAGUUUGUCUCUGAACACCAUCUUUUCAUUUGGCUCCACCCUAUCCCAAGAUAUGAACCCCUUACCAAAUGUUUCCCAGGCCAUGAAUCCAACUGAUUAAUGUGCUUGUCAUCAUGAACCACCAACCCCAACUGCUUUACCACUGCAGGACUGCACUGCAACUCAGUCUAAAGCAAGUCCCACAAUAUUGAAGCCUUUUCCAGAGACGUUAUCUCUAGGUAGCUCUGGUGGGACAGAAUAUGCCCCAACAAUCAGAGGCAUUGACCAUUCAUGCCCUGCAUCUUCAGAAUUCUACUGGUGGCAGCCUCGGAAGGACUUGUUUCCCUCCACUAUUGCACCAUCUGAUUUCGUACAAGAGCUUCUUACCCUUCACUAUUCUGAUGCCAAUGGGGGGCACUCUGUGGCCAACCUCAUACAGCCUAUUAACCUAUCAUUUCUCAGCCAUGACAUUCUGGAACUCCUGGAGAGACAAGUCAAAAAAAGGGGUGAUUUCCUGAUGUGGAAAGAAAAUGAAAACAAAGCAGUAUCUUUUCCAAAACCCUGUAGACCGAACUGUCAACUAAAUUCUUCACGGAAAAUGUUAGCCUCAAUUGCAGAUAAGCAAGACUUGGCAGCCUCACUUCCUUUUUGGGCCAGUAAAGACAAACUAGAACAGCUGCACAUCCACCAGCAGCCCCCAUGUUCUAAGUGCAUUGAGGACCAUUUAGAGCAAAAAUAUGUGCAGCUCUUCUGGGGUCUCCCACUUCUGCACAGUGAGUCUCUGCACCCUACUGUUCUUGUCCAACAUGGCCGUUCCUCCAUGUUUGUAUUCUUCAAUGGCAUUACAAAUACAUCUAUAUCCCAAGAAUCUCCAGUACUUCCCCCUCCCCAACCUCUAUCCUUGCCUAGUACCCAACUUCUACCCUUGCCUCAAACCCUGCUCUGGGGUCAGUCCCCACAUCACACUCAGGUCCAGUCCAGGGCUCAACAUCAAUCUCCACUCCCGGCCCUACUACCUAGUCCUCUAUUCCUGAUUAGGAUCUGUGGAGUAUGUUUUCAUAGGCCCCAGAAUGAGGCACAGUCUCUUAUGCCAUCUGAAAUUAGCCAUCUGGAGUGGAAUGUGUUGCAGAAAGUCCAGGAAGGUGUGUGGGGUUUACCCUCUUUGGUUAAAAAAUCCCAGGAAGACAUUUGUCCUCCAGCUCCCAGUCUUGCAUUGUUCAGCCAGCCCUUUAAGGCCCAUGUUCCCAUAUCCAUUAUUCCUGGAUAUUUUCCAUUCAGCUGUGAGCUAAGGAAGAAACCAGAGCACCAACUUCGAAAAAGACUCAUCCAGAGCAAUUGGGGCCUGCCUCGCAUAAUCCAUGAGUCUCUGUCAAUGCUGCAUCCUCAGAAAAAAAUUUUGGAGAUAUCUGAGUUAGAGAACAAUCAUGGACCCUUACAUAGCUCUUUGGUUGAGAGUCAGGGCUGCAAUGUUCUAAAGAAAUUCGGAUCAAGCAUCCCUAGAACCUUCCACGAGAGAAGCUCAAAUAUGCUUUCCCUGGAGAAUGUGGGGAAUUAUCGGGGAUACAGACAGGAGAAUGGCCCAAAAGAUCAUCUGUUGCAUGAUCCAGAGACAUCUUCAGAUGAGGAUCUGAGGUCUAACUCUGAGAGAGACCUGGACACUCAUAUGAUGCAUCUGUCAGGGAAUCAUUCAGGGGAGAGCCUAGGUCAGAAACAACUUGAAAAUGCCCUGACAGUACAUUUGAGCAAGAAAUUUGAGGAAAUCAAUGAGGGUCGAAUGCCUGGGACUGUGCAUAGUUCAUGGCAUUCAGUCAAGCAGACAAUGUCUCUUGCUGAGGAAUCCCACAGUCAAAUAAAACAUCAAAAUUUGGCAGCAUUGCUGGGUGAGGACCACCGUGUUGAUACUUCUCAGGAGAUUUUAUUCCUUAGUUCCAACAAUCAAAAGAUGUUGGAAGCCCAUAUUAAAUCUUUCCAUAUGAGGAUUCUGUGGGGCCUUCCCCGCAAAGUCCAUGAAUCCAUAGAAAUAUUUAACUUUGAAAGAGGACCUUUCCAAUUCCUUUUCCCAUUUCGACCUUCCCUCCUCAGUCUCCUCCAUUUCUGGUGUAGAUUCCAAAAAUGGGGUCUCCAAUCCCCCUUAGAAGAAGGUUUUCAAGGAGAAAAGUUGGGAACAACAAGCUCAGUUCCAGUCCUGGAUUGUCAUCACCCUGUCACCUCACCUGUCAGCAAAGAAAGCAGAGGACCCUGAGAGGACAAUUUUCUGAUACUGACCAUGACCUUACGGAGACAGAUUCCAAAGAUGGGGCCUCCACACCCCUUAGAAAAGCACUACAGAUUUUCAGGGAGAAAAGUUAGAAAUAAGAAGCUCAUUCCCCAUCCUGGGUCAUCCUCACUGCAUCAUCUCACCUGUCGACAAAGAAAGGCAGGGAGCCCUGAGAAGAGAAUUCUCUGAUACUGACCAUGAGCUUACAGAAAGUCCAGCCAGUUGAGGAUGGCAGACAGACUUUUCUGCCCCCAACACACAGCAUCAUAGGCAAAAUCAGUCAGAAACAGACUGUACUAGCCAGUACCUGCAGCCAAAAGCUGACGAUAAGGCAAGCUAGGGCUCGCUGUAAGUGAAGGCUUAAGAGAGAGAGUUCCAGUAAUAAUGUAGAAAGGCUUCAGGGCAGUAGAAGGACAUUUUCUGUCACCAAUGGGUCUAAAGAAAUGUUCAAGGCAGAGGAGCUCUGUGCUCUUCAAACACCAUCUAAAACUACUUGAUAACCAGCAAGUCAGGAAGCUGCUCAGUGAUAAAUACAUAAAUAAGCACUUCUACAACUGAAAGUUUCCCACCAAGAAUAUCAGUUUCCCGAGAUCCUAUGUCAUCAUACCUUAAAAUCAGAUGUUGAGUGAGUUAAAGUUUAAAUUGGCCCAGAGGGAGCAUAGCCAAGUUCAAAGCCGUUUCACUGACAUGUCCCUUGCAUUAGAUAACUUGGUUUCCAAGGACUUACUGACUCAUGCUCAGGGCAUCUACAGUGAGAACAUGUCAACUUUCCAGGUGGUGCAUGUCCACUUGGAGGACACAGGGAUAUGUGAGGAACAGUAGCAGGAGCCCAUGGUCCCUAAGCAUGUCUUACAGAAUGUCCAGAUAAGAAUUUCCCAUGCGUGGCUGGGCGCAGUGACUCAUGCCUGUAAUUCCAGCAUUUUG
Cercocebus atys (sooty mangabey) is the source of this 5081-nucleotide messenger RNA. RefSeq names its product putative spermatogenesis-associated protein 31D3. The record is from RefSeq and is a predicted model, not a curated record. Lineage: Eukaryota; Metazoa; Chordata; Mammalia; Primates; Cercopithecidae.